AUGGAGAGAGAAGAAGACGAAUCGGUGAGCGAGCUUCUCAGAGAUCGAUUCCGACUCUCCACCAUCCAUAUCGCCGAAUCGGAAGCCAAGAGAAUCGGGAUGGAGAUAUCCGGACCAGUGAUGGCUUGUAUUUCCGACCUGGCCUUCAAAUUUACUGAACAAUUGGCAAAGGACCUGGAGUUAUUUACUCACCACGCUGGUCGUAAAUCUGCAAAUAUGGAAGAUGUCAUACUUUGUGCUCAUAGAAAUGAACAUCUAGCUGCCUUGUUGAGGUCCUACCGUGAUGAUCUGAAGGCUAAAGAACCUCAGUCUGACAGGAAGAGGAAGAAAGCAUUGAAGAAGGAUGACAGAGCACCUGAAGAUAUAGUCCCUAUUCCAGAUAACUAG
Molecule: messenger RNA, 387 nt
Organism: Fragaria vesca subsp. vesca
Lineage: Eukaryota; Viridiplantae; Streptophyta; Magnoliopsida; Rosales; Rosaceae
Exons: 4
Coding region: 1-387 (128 amino acids)
Biological process (GO): replication fork processing; resolution of meiotic recombination intermediates
Cellular component (GO): Fanconi anaemia nuclear complex; FANCM-MHF complex
Molecular function (GO): chromatin binding; protein heterodimerization activity
Source: RefSeq, a predicted model, not a curated record